AUGAAUAGCAUUCCCGGAGCUGCUAUCCAUACAACUUAUCGGAUGUUGAAGGACAAUAUUGACUUUGAUCUUGAAGAAGCUUUGAGAGCUAAAUUGGUGUUGAAUCUUGAAUCUAUCAAGAAGGACAAACGACAAAGAUUCAAGUAUGGUGAAAUACAAUGGUCUGAUGAUACACCGACAUCCAUGCAUAUCAAGAUGCUUGGUAAUAAGUUUACAAAGAUGGAGGCUGUAGACCCAAUGAAUUCAUUGGUUAUGCUUAUGGGGUAUGAGGUAGGAGAAGAUAUCUUGAUUAUUUAUGUUGAAGACCUCUUAUCCAAACCGAUAGAUUCCAAUGUAUCUAGGUUUGGAACAUUUAAAGAUAAAUCAAUAGAGGUACAUUUUGAGUUGGCUAAACUAGUAACAACCAAGAAGGGUAGAAAAGAAGCUGAGAAAUUUGCAGUUAAACAUGGAUUUACAAAAGAGGCAAUUGUAGAGGCUAGAGCUAAGUUUGAAGUGAGGAAGGUUGAAUCCUCUAGUGCCCCAACCGAUACCAACACUGGUAGACAAACAAGGAGUAAAAUGGUGAAGGAGAAGCCCCCUCCUACUCCUAAGAUCCAGAUUAGAAGGAAACCUAAGGAAGAUAAGCCUGAAGCAUCCAAGGAUGAGAUUGUUUUUGCUGACACAAGCACUAAGAAAGAUCCAAUCAUUAUUCCUGAUGAAGAGAUUGUGUUAUCAGGAGCUACUUCAACCGGUACAGGUGAAAAAAACACAAAAGAAGAGAAUAAAGAUGAAGAAAACACUGAUGAAGAAAUGAUUGAGCCAUUGGACAAGGAGAAGGAAGAGGAGAAAGUUGAAGAGAAAGGAGAGGAGCAUGAGAAGGACACAGAGAAACAAAAGGAGGAAGAAAAACAGAAGGAAGAGCAAGAACAAAAAGUGACUCCCCAGUCACUUAAAUCAAAGAAAAUUGUUGAUGAUAAUGAGGAGGAUGACAUUGUAUCUAUACAAGGACCGAUUAACAUGGACAUGUUGAGUCCAACGGAGCUGAUGGAGAUUGCAUCUGCCAUGCAAUCUAAGGCACAAAAGAAGAUUAUGAAGGCUCGGAGAAAAGAAGCACACACUAUUCAAAAUGUUGUUGAUAUUCUAUCUAGUAUAUUACCAGAGACUGAUAUAGACAGUCUUUCUAAUCCUAUUGACAAACUGGAGCAACUGGUCACAACAACAUGA
Messenger RNA from Cryptomeria japonica (Japanese cedar), 1203 nucleotides. RefSeq lists its product as uncharacterized. Bases 1 to 1203 code for a protein of 400 amino acids. The record is from RefSeq and is a predicted model, not a curated record. The transcript is spliced from 5 exons. Lineage: Eukaryota; Viridiplantae; Streptophyta; Pinopsida; Cupressales; Cupressaceae.